CCGGGCUCCACAUCCGGGUCGUCCAAAGCUUCCGCUUCGUUCAUUCGCCUCCGAGCCGCUCGGGGAGCCUUGAGAGGCGAGACGUGACGUGACGUGACGUGGGAGGGGGCGCCGCCCGGAGCAGAAUCGGAGCUCCCCGUGCCGUGAGGUGAGCGAGGCGCGCGCUUGGCCGUUGACCUGUCGACGUCGUCGGCUGAGGGAGGGAGGGAGGGAGGGAGGGAGGAGGCCGGCGGGGGACUUCGCAGGGCCCAGGCGGGGGGCGAGAGGGCCCUCCCGCCCAUCGCUGCUCCUCGCCCGGCCGUGUGCUCGGCGCUGUACGAGAAGCCGAAGCGACAGGCCUAGAGCUGGGCUCUCUCUCCCCCCCCCCCUCAGGGGCGCAGCGAGGCGCUUUAUCCUGGCUCACAGGUGACGCCCCCCGCUUUACCCCGCUUGCUCCCCCAGAGGCUCUUAAAGGGCCUCGGGCGGAGAAAGGGCCUUUCUCGUCACCUGAGGCCUUUGGUUGGAGGCUGAAGCGGGGGUGGGAGGUCUCUGCAGCGCAUGCGCCCUGCCACUAGGCUUUAGUCCAGUGGGGGGGACUCUUGAGGCUCUCCAGAUGUUGCUUGGGGAGGGGUUAUUGCUGGUGGGACAGAGAGAGCUGGAGGUAGGCAUGGGUUCUCCACCCGUGAUGUGGUGCCUGUCUCAUUUGCCCUUCUAGUCCAGGUAUCUUUUCAUGCCCAGGAAUGAUAAUAAUUAUUAUUUAUUUACAUGCAUACAUACAUACCCCGUCCACCUGGCUGCAUUUGCCCAACCACUGCCCACUUCUAAUCCAAAUAUGCGUUCAUCUCUGACCUUAUGUUUCCAUGGUGGUUGUGUUCUUGUUGCACCUUGGAUCAGACAGCGACCCACUAGUGGGUCCUGACACCCGGCCCACCACUUGAAUCCCAGGGCUCUAGUCCGUCGUUUUCUGCCGGCAGUGACUGUCCAGUGUCUGUGACCAAAUAGUCUUUUCUCUUUCCGUCUUGCUUUCAGAGGAGGGUAGCUGUCCUAAGCAUAGAAGUGAGUCCCACUUGGUUCCAUGAGUCUUGCACUUCAGUAAGAUUGCAGCCAUACAAAGCCAAACAGCAAGGAAUCUUGGUACCUUGGUACCAUUUGAAAAUUGAUUGCUUUACUAUGUUGGGACAUCUUUUCUGGCUGGCGAGCCAGAUCAUUAUCGCCGCACCUCCCAGUAGGCCAUAUUUGAUGGGUGGAUCAGCCUUCCCACUUGUCAGUCACCGGGUGUCAUUGUGAUGUCAUGGGAUGCAGUGCUUUGAAAUUCCAGUUGUUGGAACUUUGCAGUGCAGCACUGUUUGGAAGCGCUUUUGCUUUCAGACAGUCCCAGCACUCCUGUUUGAGCCUUUGGUUGACUUGCCCCUUAUGUUUUCAAAUGUUCAGCAACAUUUGGUGGUCCACAGGUUUCCCUUCCCCUGAUUGAAACCUUGGUCUUUGAGCAUCUCUGAAAUAAUGAGUGAGUGCUUGUAGUUUUUCAUAUGUUUAUCUGUGAUGAAUGUUUUCUCAGACUAGUGAUGUAAUUGUAUAUCAUGCCUUCCUGAGUAAGUGUGUAUAGAGUUGCUGUGUGAACUUUCAGUCUUCCUGUGCUCCAUUUCCCAGUGUGUAAAUGAAGUAGGUUUGGAGCCUAUAGAACUCUAGUCUGGAGUGCAUGUUGAUAUCCAUUCCUCAUAGUAUUGCAUCUUACUGCUACUGUUUUCUCUUUAUCCUACCUUAUUUUUGUGCUUUCCUUUUUGUUCCUUUGCACAGGUUGCUGAGAAUCAAAGAGGCUUAAGUCAAAAAGAGGAUGAAGCUUUACAGUUUAAGUGUCCUUUACAAAGGAGAUCCCAAAGUGCAUUUACUGAAAGCUGCCUAUGAUGUGUCAUCAUUUAGCUUUUUCCAGAGAUCCAGGUAUGUUUCCAGUGCCUCAGAAUGACUACUGGGGUAUUUCCUCUGAUGCUCUUCUCUGUCCUAUUCAAGGACUUGAAUUUGUACUGUAGUGUCCCCUUUGGCUUUGUUGAAUGGAAUUCAGGAUAGUGAAUUCUAAUGAAGACAUUCUGGUUUGAGAGUUGGCAAAAAAUAUGUGUAUUUUUUGUUAUCUCAACAAAGCUUAUGCUAAGUCUAAGCACCUAUGAUCUUAUUUAGAAGAAUGUUACUUCUCAUUAAGAAUUUUACUAUUUGUUAAAAAGGUUUGAUACUUGUGCCAAUCUGAACAGAUGUGCUUUGCUUUCAAAAUGCCGGCCCUUUCACUUGCAAGUCUAACAUAAACAGCUUUGAGUGUGCUCACCUAACCUGUUCAGAUGUUCCAUUAAUGGAGUUUAUUGAUGUUAAGUGUAGGCCUGGGUGAUGUAUCAAUUGCCCAGGAUCAGUAUGAUGGCUAGAUUGCAAUGGUAUCUUCACCGGACAGUAUAUCGUGGAUGAAAUCACCACCGCUCCUGAGUUCCGUUGGCACCAGUUCGUAGAAGGACUCAUGAGCCGUGGCAAUUCCACCCAUGAUAUCCCUCUGAAACCGCCAUCGCCUCUGGCCCUCAUACCGCAUGAGUCAGAGGCGGUGUGGUCUUGAUCAGCUGAGAAGUGGGCAGUUUAAGGAGGCCCACUUUUCAGCUGAUCAGGCCCCCUACCUCCAGCUUGUGCCAGUGGAGGCGGAGUGGGAGAAAGAGGGAGCUCGGCCGCCUGAGUGAAGUAGGCGGCGGCAUCAAGCAGCCCCACUCCACGAGGCACUGAGUUGGCUAGCACCCCUAAUCCUUGCAGAAUGGUGUUGAGGCUGCCUGAUGCUGCCGCCGGGCCCAGCGCUCAGCAUCAGCAUCAGGAGGCCCCUCUCCCCAAGGCGCUGGGGUGGAUUGCACCCCGCACCUUGCAAAGCUGGGCAAGGAUGCCUGAUGCUGCUGCCAAGCACUGGGAGCAGAGUGAGUCCCUCCACUCCCAGUGCUGGGCGGCAGCAGCAAGCAGCCCUGGCUUGGCCAGGUUUCAGCAUCGCCAUGUAUCACCAGAUCACAAUGUUUGGCUGGUGAUACAUCGCAGUUUUGAAAAGCUGACAUUGCCCAGCCCUAGUUAAGUGUAUGUACCCAGGUAAAUAUCAUGCCAUUAAUCUUACAGUGCUUAGAAUUCGGCUCUUGAAUAUUAGAUCCAUUGCAGUAAAGCUGUAUUUUUAAUCAGAAUUACGUGGAACAUGAAAUGAGAACUGCUGCAGCAACUCAGAAUCCAUCUUGUCUCUGCUCAUGUAUUUCUUUGAGCAAGCUUUUAGUCUUGCUACAACAUGGUUUAGGCAGUAGUUAUACAUAUGGCUCAUAGGCAGAGGCUGGGACCAAAAUAGUUGACAGCAAUGCUUUAGUUGAAUGGAUAUUGUCACUUGCAGUUUUGAUGAAUUGUAGACUUGGAGGCUGCUUUUGAAAGACUAAUGAAACCUUGCACUUUUAGAGUCUGCUUGGAGAAUGACAAUUUUAAAUAGUAGUUUUUUCCUGUGGUUAUUUUCCUAUUAACAGAUGUGUUGCAGUGAGUUUAUUUGCAUUGUAGCUGCUAGUAAAGUUACAUUCCUCUAUGGGAUAUAUAUGGCUCUUAAGUAAUCCAUUUGGUAAUCUUGGGGAGCUUUGCUAACUAAUAUUGAGGCAUGCCUCUUUUGUUUUCAGUGUUCAGGAAUUUAUGACCUUCACAAGUCAGCUGAUAGUAGAGCGUUCAGAACCUGGCACCAGAGCUUCUGUAAAGGAGCAAGGUAAGAGUUUACAGAGGUCUGGGUUGUACUAAGACAGCCUUCCCCAACCUGGUAUUCUCCAGAUAUUUUGGACUACAUCUCCCAUCAUGUUGGGACUUGGUGCCAUUUACAACUCACAGCAUGACUGUGCUGGCUGAGAAUUGUAGUCCAGAACAUCUGAAGGACAUCAGGCUUGGGAAGGCUGCACUAAGAUUUAAGGAUGCACAUUUGCAAACUUUCAAAGAUACAUAGGUUGGAAUUGAGGCAUGCAUCUUUCACGCGAUUACUAUUUCUCUAGCAGAAAGAAAACGGUGUGUUGGCUCUGCUGUUCAGGCGAAUAAAUGUUUUUGCAGUUCUCUUGCUUGAAUUAUUUUUACCCUUGGACUAAGUUGGUUGGGUUUUAAAGCAUAGUUCAAAUUCAUAUCCUUAUAAGCAGAGCUGGCCAUUGCCAUCUAAGUUACAGGAUGACAUGACAUGACUUAAUCCUGCUUGUUUGGUGAGGCAGUAAAAAUGGACAGCAAGAGACACUUCAGGUUUCCAUCUGAAUGAUGUGCAUGCCAAAUACAUCCCAUGGGUGGAGCUACUGUGUACAUGGCCACACCUCUACACAAUCUUCCAUAUGUUCAGGUGACUGCCUGGAGGGCUCUACCAAAAAAGCUAAUUUUUGGUAUAGAGAACCACUACACGUUAUAUUAGUUUGAGUAAUCCUGGACAUACAGUAUUAGUAUUUGCUGUUAAGUAUUGUGAUUCCUGUGAAGCAAAUGGUUGUAGCAGGAACUGAGGGUCAGUCCAUACUGAAUCUCCACCAAGUCAUACACUGAAUGAUGUUUAGCUGAGGAGCUGCAGAAACCUGUCUGACAACCAAGCUGCCUCUCCUUCGUUUCAGGAUUACUCCCAAUGGGAGCACAAACUCUGGCCUCUGAGCUGGCAACAAUUUUCCAUAAUGACAGCUUCAUGUGGUCUGAUUUACUCUGUCCAUCAUAGUCAAUAGAUGGCCGUAUAAUCUUUACUGUGUCUUCCACCUCAAUGUGCUGAGAUUCCUUCUAGCUUAGUCUUUUUGUAUACUAUUCUUGAACUUCUCUUUAUAGAGCUUCCAUGUACUUAAGCACUGCUUUAAAAAAAUAAGAAUGAAAGAAUGUCAAAGUUAAGAACUUAUAACACACAACCCUAAUACAUUUUUCAAGCCAGAGCAAACAGCUAGCCCUCCUGGCUGCAGUGAAAGCUUAAUGGCUAGGUGACAGUAUGUGGUGAAAUCUCAGAAGCUUGGGCAGGUAAAAAGCAAAGGUUGUAGUGAAUACAUUUUAUCAGUCACUUUGUGGGGGUGGUGGGGAGGCAUGGUGCUCCCUAGUUUCAAAUGGUUUUAUCAAACAGGCCCAUUUGAAUGCAUGAUUUAAUAGUUGACACUGCUGAUGAAUUAGAGGAAGACAAAUUAUCAACAUACACCUCAACAAUAAUCACUGGCACUGGAGUAGAAAGGACUUGGAUUAUAUUUAUGCAGUUCAGUGUCUCAGUGAGUUGUGUACAAUAUGGUAUCUUCAAGAAAAAAGAAAAAUCCAAGCAAAUUUUGGCUUGCCACUGUUUACAGCAGUUUAUUCUAAUAAAGAUUUGGAGAAUACUGAGAUAUGUAAAAACAUGGGAUAGCUGAAAUAGUUUAUCAAAAAAUCGUAGGAUAUAAGUUAUCUAGGGACCCCAUACUUGUUCUUUUAGGAUACGUGGAAGAUAUAGUACUCCCACAUGACAGAAAUAUUAUUCCAUUUAUUGAUCGCAGCACCAUUAGCUAUAGAUGGAGAAAGAUUAACAUGUGCACCCUGUCCCCUGAUGAGUAGUGCAUUUGAGUAUGGGACAUAGCUUUGAUGGGCAAAGUAAGACUUUUGUUGUCUCUCCUAUCAGUUCACACAGAGUUUUAAAAAUUUAUUACUGGAACAAUAAGGUACAGGAUGUUUUACGAAGAUGCUUAUUAUUAGGGGCAAUUUGAUCAACUGCUGUUUUGUAUCAUCUUUUCUUUUUCUUACUCUCUUUUUGUCCAACCCUGUUUAAGGAUAUUAACUUUUGUUGCUUGGUAAUCAUCACUGUACUUUGUUUCUAUACGCCUAAAUAUGCAUACAUACAUUUAUUUACAUAUAUGUAUAGAUAAUUUAUCAAUAUCCUAUAAUGAAAUAGUGAAAAAGUCUAUGUCAGUUCCUGUUUCUUAUAUUUUUUGUUCGUUACUUUUUUUUCACGGUUUGAAAAUUUUAUUUAGAAAAUGGAGGCAGGAGAAAUCUUGGAACCUAGAAGGGCAAAUCAUCUCUCCUUGGUCUGCAUUCCUUUGCCUCUAUUUCCCCUGGUUCACGGAAAAUGCAUUUUUGGUACAGCACUAGAUACUCCAGUGUGUGGCAGCUGUGAAGAAGGCAAAUUCCACGUUGGGGAUCAUUGGAAGGGAGUUGAAAAUAAAAUUAUGAAUAAAUACCAUUAUACAAAUCAAUAGUGUGACCGCACUUGGAAUAUUGCAUGUCGUUCUGGAUGCCACACCUCAAAAAACAUAUUGUAGGGUUGGGAACGAUCAUGGGGCUGAAGGAUCAUGAGUUUUUUGUUUAGAAAAAAGCAUGCAGUGUUUAUGAAAUAUUGCAUUGCGUGGAGGAAGCGGACAGAGAAAUGUUUUUCUCCUCUCAUACUAUUAGAACCUGGAGCCACCCAAUGAAGCCAAAUGUUGGAAGGAAAAGACAAGAGGAAGCACAUAAUUAAAGCUAUGAAAGCAUUGGCUACCAAGUUGGAUGACUUUUAAAGGGUUUAGACAAAAUUAUGGAGGAUAAGUCUGUCAAUGGCUGCUACUCAUGAUGGCUGUAUAAUAUGUGGUGGAGACAGAAUGCCUCUGAAUUCCAAUUGCUGGCAUUCAUAAGUGGUUAAAAUGUGGCUGGACUCAUGUCCCUCUUGCGGACUUCCUGUAGGUAUCUGGCCAUUGUGCGAACAGAGCGCUUCACUGGGUAGACCUUUGAUCUGCUCUCAACAAUUUGAAUUAUCCCGUUCUCAAAAUUUGAAUUAUUCCUUUCUCAAGCUUUAUUCACAGUGCUACCGAUGGGGGUUCUACAUUCUCUGUGCUAUGAAGGAUUUUUUCCCCUGUGCUGUGCACUAUUCAGUGCUACCCAAACACAAUUCUUCCUUGUGCUUGGAAGCUGCCUCAGUCCUGCAGUGGGGGAAUUCCAUUCAUUCUUUCAAAGUGAAUCUUGACUAAAGACUUGGGAGUUGAUAAGUUCAACAUGUGCAUGCCUAAAUAAAGUGCAUGCUAAAACAGAGGUGUCCCCAAAUAAACUUGUUAUCUAUCUAGUAUUCAGACACUAAGCAACUUUAUUUGGGACAAAACAUGAGUUGUUCAUCUUUCUCUUCACUUCAGAGUAUCUCUGCCAUGUUUAUGUGCGGAAUGACGGAUUGGCUGGAGUGCUGAUUGCAGACAAUGAGUAUCCAUCCCGGGUCUGUUUCACCUUGUUGGAUAAGGUAAGUACCAGGUUUCAACCAAGAUGACCUAUGAUUCUGCAGUUGAGCUGCAAGAGAGCAUAGAAUAGAAGUUUUGAAGCUGGACUCUGGGCCUUUCCUGUGGUGGCACUUUGGAAUGGCCUACCCCCAUCCCAAAAUAAGGUAUGAGCUAAGGCUCUUAAAGUUUCAGCACAUGCUAAAGCCUUCUUUAUUUACCUUGGGCUUUACGGGUCCUUAAUGUCUUCUAUUAUGAGAGUUAAUUUUAUUUGGACUACUGAUUGGAUUUUAAUGUGAUGGUAUCCUGUAGUUGUAGUGCAAAAUUUUAUACCACAUUUUCUAUGCUGUUGUACGUUACCUGGCAAUGCAUAAUACUCUGCAUAUAAAUAUUGCUUGGCUCCAUUACAGGUAAAACAUUAGUUCAAUUGGGGCAUCACACCAAAGCAUGGUUUUCUCUAACCAUAGUUUAGAACUCCAGCCUAGGAUUUAGGCCAGGCUUAGGCAAACUCGGUCCUCCAGAUGUUUUGGGACUACAGCUGCCAUCAUCCCUGACCACUGGUCCUGUUAGCUAGGGAUGAUGGGAGUUGUACAGUGGUGCCUCGCAAGACGAAAUUAAUCCGUUCCGCGAGUCUCUUCGUCUAGCAGUUUUUUCGUCUUGCGAAGCAACCCUCUUAGCGGAUUAGCGCUAUUAGCGGUUUAGCGGCUAUUAAAGUCUUAGCGGCUUAGCGGCUAAAAGGCUAUUAGCGGCUUAGCGGCUUAGAAAAAAGGGGGGGGCGAAAAAAUCUCAAGACUCGCAAGACAUUUUCGUCUUGCGAAGCAAGCCCAUAGGGAAAUUCGUCCUGCGAAGCGCAUCGAAAAACGGAAAACCCUUUCGUCUAGCGGGUUUUUCGUCUUGCGAGGCAUUCGUCUUGCGGGGCACCACUGUAGUCCCGAAACAUCUGGAGGGCCGAGUUUGCCUAUGCCUGAUUUAGGCAAAAUGACCACCUCCUCACUGCCCUCUCCCUUCCCCAAUUCAGCUGAAAACCUUCAGCCCUUCCCUUCCCAAGGUUUGAGCUUCAAAUAUACAACAGAAAAAUCUGUUUAGAUAUUCUUGUCUUCCUUUUUCCAUUUAGGCUUCAUAAGUUAACUCCAAUCUCCAUGGUGCAGCAGCUUUUGGAAGCAGAGGGAUUGCCAUAUAUCUAUGGUUUGUUUAUUGGAAAAUAUACCUAGCCAAUUACAAACCAUGGUUGGUCAGACCAGACAUAAAACUGUAUCUUAGCUUCUUUUCGUGGUUGGUGUGAUACCAGAAUAGGGGAUUGGCUCUGGGGCCAUUUGAUGUUCAACUAUUUUGUUUAUUUUGUUUGUUUAAGGUAAAUCAUUUGCUUUCUUCCCAGGCAGUUUGAGCCCGGUGAAUACAAGGAAGGAGACCUGUUUAGUUUCAGAGAUGGGACUACCUUGGAUGCACUCAGCCUGUGCUCCUUGUUAAGGGCAUAAAAUCAGAGACUGGUUUUGAUUAGUUACUGACCAUGAACUUAUUUUGGAUCUUGGAACUACUUUGAGUAUUUAUUAACAUUUCCUAUUGGGGAAGGUGUGUGUUCCGAUAGAGAACACAGAAACUGGAUGUCACUUGUCUGCAAUUGGCAAUUAUGGUAUUGGGGAACUUUGAGAAUCUUGGUCUAGGUUGCUCUCAUGAGUGAGAGGGCAGUUGAAUUCUUAUUGUCAGUUUGUAUUGUAGGUGCUGGAUGAAUUUUCCAGGCAAGUUAAUAGGAUAGACUGGCCCUCUGGAACCCCGGCAACAAUAAACUACACAGCUUUGGAUGGUUACCUUAGUAAAUACCAGGUAUGACUGAAUUGGGCUAGACAAUUAAAGCAAAGAAGCUUUAAUGUUGUCUGGUGCAUGAUUUUAACUUGCCUUUCAAUGUGUAUUUGUUUUAGUACUAUUCUGUUUUUGUUUGGGUGUGGGUGUGUUGGGGGGGGAGCAUGUCUUAAUUGAUCACAUGUAUUGCAUGCUAGCAGCCAUAGUCCUAAUUGCAUGACUUAAUCUAGUUUUUACUAUGUUAUAUGAGAAGAGGCUGCUCUCUGGGAAGAGUACAAAGAACUUUUAAUAUUUCUAGCAAAGGGAAGAAAUACUGUUUUAUCAAAAUCUUCAGUGCCAAAAUGUCAAAGUUUUUUGCUUGGGUCAUAUAUGUAGCUUGGCACAGUUGGAAGAAUCUACUUUCUGAUUAUUCCAUUAAGGAAUUAAUGUCCUAAUGAUGAUCUCCAGUUUCUCAACUAUGACCUUCUAUAAUAAUGUGAUGUGUUCCUCUUUAAGAAUCCUCGUGAUGCAGACGCAAUGACAAAAGUGCAAGCCGAGCUGGAUGAGACCAAAGUCAUUCUGGUAAGGGGCAACCUCUUAUAGAAAUCUUGUGGAAUUGGCACAUGUUGUGUUAAUUGGGACGCGGGUGGCGCUGUGGGUAAAAGCCUCAGCGCCUAGAGCUUGCCGAUCGAAAGGUCGGCGGUUCGAAUCCCCGCGGCAGGGUGAGCUCCCGUUGCUCGGUCCCAGCGCCUGCCAACCUAGCAGUUCGAAAGCACCCCCGGGUGCAAGUAGAUAAAUAGGGACCGCUUACUGGCGGGAAGGUAAACGGCGUUUCCGUGUGCUGUGUUGGCUCGCCAGAUGCGGCUUUGUCACGCUGGCCACGUGACCCGGAAGUGUCUCCGGACAGCGCUGGCCCCCAGCCUCUUGAGUGAGAUGGGCGCACAACCCUAGAGUCUGUCAAGACUGGCCCGUACGGGCAGGGGUACGUUUACCUUUACCUUUGUGUUAAUCCAAGUCUUCUCAACCUGGUGCUUCCCAGCUAUUGUAGGUCUUCAGGUCCCAUCAUCCCCGUCCGCUGGUCCUGCUGGCUGGAGCUGAUGGAAGUUGUAGUCCAAUAUCUUGGUGACUUUCUCAUGACCACUUAGAAAAUGAAGGACAGUACAGAAUUUGCUGUACCUUGGUCCCUCAGAGACUACAACAGCAUUAUUAGGAUAUGUUGUCCCGCAAAGCUGUGAAAGCUAUACAAACAAACCCUUAGUUUUCCCCUUUCUUCUUUGAAGGAUGCUCUCUUCAGCAUUAGUACAGUGUGUGAGUUACUGCACCAGUCUUUUAAUCGGGCACUUGUGAUUCUGUAAGCUGGUUGAGGAGCCAUGAGCUAAGCUGAGAACAGUGAUGCAGUCAGAUGGAACUAGGUCAUGACUACUACUUUAGCUAGGAACACCCUUUGCUGCUGUUUAUGAUGUCAUUAGUAUCUGAGUCAAUCUCUUAUAAUGAGCCUAGUGUUUCUUGUGUGGCAGAACAGAAUUGUCUUGACUGUCCUGUUUUGCAAUCAUGCUUUAGUUGCUACCUCCCCCACAAUUUAGGGAUGUCCUGAUUGUGGUGAUGAGCAAAUGGUUCAGUGUAUGGCUGUUUUGAAUCCUGAUUCCUGUUCCCAUCUCAAGCAAUGUGCCAGAGGCUGGGAGUUAAACUGAGCUUCUAAGAUCUCAACAGAAUAUUAAAGCAGCUAAGAAGGGAACUAUUUAACAUAUAUUAAAUCUUAAAGCAGUGUUGCUUUCUCAGCUGCACUUAGAGAAUUACUUCUCUAGGUUAAAUGCUGAAACUUUGAGAUGUUGUUUAUUUGCAGAUUUGUGUAAAAACUUACCAAGCCUAGAUAAUGAUUAUGGGCAACUUAAGCCUAAAUAUUAAUGUUCAUUAAGUCUUAAGCAUCUGAAAACAGAGUCAUCUGCUUAAGUGUUGGACAAAUUAAAAUAUAAGUAUUGUUCCUGCUACACUUUUUGAAUACAGUUGGUUUCCCCGCUCUUCUGAGAACAUGCUUAAAUAGUUGAAUAGAUAGCCUUUAUUUCUACAGUCAAUUAGAAGAAAAAAAAACUCUUGAAGAGUGAGGCAGAAUUUCGUUUACAUUUUAAAAGUAAGUUGUUAGAAUUAGAGUCUGAAGGUGACAAUGAAAAUACAAAACAAAAAACCACGAACCCAAGAAUAAAACAUACACCACACUAAAACAAUAGCUUGCUAACCCAAUUGCAAUAAAAAAGCAGCAACUGGAGUGAGCUCUAAGGAUGAGGGAGGUUUGCUGAAAGCAAGCAGUGAGGUCAGCAUGUGUGCCUCUCUGAGCAAAGAAUACUGAGGAGCAGGGGCCACCACUGAAAAAGCUCCAUGUCAUCAAGCUCUGCUGAUAGAAAAAGAAGGGGACACAAAGCAGAUUCUUGCCCCAAACAUAAAGAAAGAAGACGGCGCAAAAGCUUUUAUUUAUAUGUGUAAGCAGGCAUGCACCUUUAAGAAUAGUUUGGGUUUAGAAUUUACACACCUCUUGGCAGGGGCCAAGGUGAGAGAGGAAGGCACGAAUAAAUGCUUGUAGCGGUGACAGCAAUGGAGUGUUAGUCUGUGUGAGAGCCAGGUGUGUGCAGAGUCCAAGAACCUUGCCUUAAAAACCAACAAUACUUUAUAAGCACCUUCCAAGCCAGAAAGCAGAUUUUCAUUUUAUUACUAUUUUAUAAUACGAAGGGGUGGGGAGCUCUGUGACCGUGGCUCUGCCAAUUCUUAAACUUGCUCUCUGCUGCAGUUUGAGCAGCUGGGCUUGCAGUAAUUAUUGACCACGCGCAGCCUCCAUCUUUCAGCUUUGUCUUUUCUCACUUAGCACAAUACCAUGGAGUCUUUGUUAGAAAGAGGAGAGAAGCUGGAUGACUUGGUGUCCAAAUCAGAAGUUCUUGGAACUCAGUCAAAAGCCUUCUACAAAACUGUAAGUAUAUUGUGGCCAGAGGCCCAACUAUCUUGUCUCACUGACUUCUCCUCUGUCUUUCCAGCAGAGUGUUCAUGGGUGGUAUGUUCUUAGAGCCAAGUGUUGUGAGACACCUACCAUGUAAUUCCUGGGGGGAAUUGGCAGGGUGUGAAGUAAUUCUCACAUCUCUUGCUAGUCCUGGAUCUGUGAAAAGCUCUUGUGGAUUGUGAUGUUUAGGACUCUAGCAACAGAUUCUCUUGAGUAAAGUAUAAUUCUCCUUGCAGAUCCACACAGCUGGAUCAUUGUAAUAGGCUGCCAUACACUUAGGAAGAGGGAGGUUUGGCUUCCAUUAACAUGCUAGAUAAUUGAUAAUGAUCCAUUCUCUAUUGAUAAUAAUUGGGCUUGCUCUUUUCUCUAUCUUAAAAAAAUAAAAUGUGGCUUCAGAUGUCUCUCCCUUCCACAAUGUGGUGAUCAAAUUCAGAAUUUCCUGCAAUAAUUUCAUUUAUUUCAUAAAAAUAAUGACAACCAUCCAACAGUUCUAUAAGUGGGGGAAAGGGAAAGAGUGGGCAGCAAAUGAGUGUUUUUGUCUGAGAAUCAUGGCUUUCUUGUACAGGUAUUUGCAUUGGAAAUGGAACCUGGUCUAUCAUGAACAGUUAGAUUAUAUUAUCUGCCUAGCUGGAGAUGAAAUGGAAAGAGCCCUUAAAUACAGGAAAUUUAGGUGGGGGGUGGAACUAAGAAGAUUUUUCUUGUUGAAAAAGUUUGCGAAUUGCAAAUGGAAACAUGAAAUAAAAAUCAUCCUGACCUAAAUGACAAUUACUGCAUGCCUCAGACAUCUUGAUAUUGGUUCGGCCCACAUAAGCACUUGUCUUCCUCUGGCUUGUAGCCAGUGCUAGUCCUAUUCAUAACAGACCCAUUGAAAUAAACAGACAUAAGUUACUCAUGUCAAUUGAUUUCAGUGGGUCUCCUUGGAUUAGGACUAACAUUGGAUGCAGCCCUCUGGCCCUAUUCUUAGGUAUCUUUUCCUUGGUACAGGUAUUGUGAGGAGCCUAUCCUGCAGCUCCUUCCCAUGCCAGCCUUUUCCCUUCUGGAACAUCUCUCCUCCCCACUCCAGAGACAGGAGCUAUCCUUAGGGAUUUCAUUUCUAUCUCUCUCCAGAAUUCCUUUCCUGGUUUCAGAGUGUUUGUACUUAGGAAAUCAGGACAGAUUAAUAAACCAGCCACAUCCCUCCCUUAAUAAUCAGACAUAGAUGAGGUUUUGGGAAUCCCCAUGCAUGUGAUUCUGGGAGGCCGCAAUAUGGUGGUGGUGGUCACUUUUUAAGCCCUAAACUGCUUGGGACCCAGGCACGUUAUGGACCACUUCCUACCACAUCGGGAGAAGCCCUCUUGACUGACUGACUCCCACCCACCCUCAAGCGGAUGGAGACUGGGGAGGAUGCUUUCUUGCUUGAGGCCUUCCAGAUGUGCUCUUGCCUUCUUUGGAUUAUAAUUGUUGAGGGUUUUUUAUUAUAUAUGAACCUCUCUGGACAUUUUUUUAAAAAUUGAAGGGUGGAAUAUAAUAAGUAUUCUUGACAGAUAAAAUGCAUAAACUAAGCUGAUACUGACACAAGGAGAUUCUGUACAAGGAGGCUUCUGAGGAUUUGACUUGCUAAAACCUUUUAAGUGGGAAUCUCUCAAUGUGUGUGUGUCCUUUUUUUAAAACCAUCUCUUAAGGCCCGCAAGCAGAAUUCGUGCUGUGAGAUCAUGUGACCCCGUCGGCUGGAACCUGCCACCUGCUCUGGACUUCAUUCGCAUUCAGGGCUCCAGGACACAGCAGUGAAAAGAUGCACUCCUACGACUUCCCAUGGCACUCCUUAUUUCCGGAUAUAGCCACCUCAGCCAGGCUGGAUGCACUGAAAAAGGAUAUGAUGUUGUGGUUCAUGAAUUUAAAACAAUCUUUUUUUUCUCCUCUUGAAAAAAGGCAUCUUGGGCCUCAAGAUGCUUGUACUAUGAGGCUGAGGAUAGACACUGACUUUUUUCCAUUGGUACCAAAUGGGCUCCCUGAUCUAGCAGUCUGGUGGAUAGCCGCCAUGUGGGGCUUUCUGCCCUGCUUCUUUCUGAAACCUGCAAGCAGAUGUGGACUCACUAUGUAUCUGUUGCUGUAUGUUUACGUAACACUAAGAAAACAGUCUGACCACCUGACGGUUGCAAGCCAGGACCAAGACUUGGCUUGUCAGUCUCAACACUGCAUCUAGUGGUGACGAUGAGUUUCUCAGUGUGCUAAAAUGUCCCGCGGUAGUUGUGGAAGCAAGGCAGGACUGCAGCCCGUUCAACAGAGGAGCUCCAAGGGACUGAGCAAAGAAGUUCCCAGGGUGAGCUUGGGCAUGAGAAGCUGCUUGGAAUUAUUUCCUUUUACUCAACCUGGGAGAGUCUUUUGAUCUUGUGACUACAUUUGCCAAGGAGAUAAGCAGCAGCUCAUUUUCGUUCCCAACACUUAACUGCCACUUGUCAAACAAAAAUGUUUAAGGAGGCUUGUUAUGGCAUCACAAACUGGAAAUCUGUCUCAUCUCAGAGCUUAUUUGGAGAGGGCUUAUCCAUGGCACUGGUCAGUUUUCUGGUCAGUGGCUUCUGUUGCUUUUGCAAUGCUUCUCCAUAUAAUGUGGAAAAGCUGUUUUCACAGUCAGCAGCUCCCUUUCACUGGCAGUGUGUUGUGUUAUGGCUGCUGUUAGGCAGUGCCCCUGCCAUGGUGUUAAACCAGCCCUUGUUAAUGGCAUUGUGCCAUUGCCCAGAAGUACCACCUGCUGCUUUGCACAAGGAGCUGUGCCAGAGUUCUGUAGUUUGACCUGUCCUAUAUUGGGUGUAAAGUGUUUUAGCCGCUGAAGUUGUGCGUCUUGGUGUCUUGUAAUGUUCUUGGCUGGACCUACAUCCUCCCCACUGGAGAGUUUGUCCCUGCUGGCUAGUUUUGUUUAAAUACCAGAAAACGUUGAUAAUAAUCUCUUGUCUUUUCUAUCAGUGGUGCCUGAGCUCUUAGGCCCAUUCUGUCUUGGGAGGCAGGGAUGCUAUUCUGCAAUUGGAGUUCCACCCUGAUCUUGCCUUUUCUGUACCUCAACUGUGGUGGGUGUGUCUGCACACAGGUGAGAAGCAGCAUCACUUUAAAAAAAAAAAAAAAGCCUUAGAGAAGGAGCCGUGAGAAUAGCAGCUUUGGUGUCAACAGGACGGAACUGCUACGUUGUGCUGUUGUACAUCAGUGGGAUCCUGGGAGGGUGUAUAUGUCUGGGACAGCGACAAACAGCUAUCUUCUGAUCUAGGUCUUGUGGUAACUGAAGUGACAUCACUACCAUAACGCUUCCCUCUUUUCCGGAGAGGCAUAUGGGCGGUUAUGUUAUGGAGGUCUUCCUUGCUCCCAUUACUGUGCAACAAGCUGUAGCAAAGGGGGCGAAUGCCACGAGGGCAGAGCCGAGGCUUAUCGACAAGGACCGCGAGCAUGAGUGCAAUUCGUGACUUGCAAUCUGUUCACUUUUUUGUGCUUUUGUGACAUAUUUGACUGUGCCGCUUCCUCAUGGGCAACAGCAACUUCAACUUUCAAACCCAUUUUUGCAAUGUAUUUAUUACUCGAUAAGAAAGCCUACACCAAGCCCAGGGCAGGGGUGACAUGGGCCAAGUGAGAGACCCAGGGUUUUACUCCGCUUUUGUUAUCAUAGUUGACCUGUGUUGGCUUGGUGGUGGAUGUUUUGGGACAGUUUAUGUCUGCAUUUACCUGCUCUCUGCAGCCGAGCCCCUCGCACACCUUGGCCAAUCACAAACUUGAAUCGACAUUAUUAUGCAGACUGCAUUGGCAUAACCAGUGCAGCACCCCUCUUGGUGCCAGUGUAUCACCAGCCUUAAUUUCUUUUUUCUUCUUCCUCGGAUCUCUAUCUGAGGCCUGUCUUUUCUGUAAAGCCCAUUUUUUGUUAAUGGUCUUCUGGGCUUGAUCUUAACGAGUUCUCUCCUAACAAGAGGCCGGAUAGUGAGCCACAGUGAUUUCCAUUCCUCCUUGCUUUGGGAGAGAACAACUGUUCCCGUUUGUCAUUUUUUUAAACUGAAAAUUAACUUCAGAAACUGACCCCGAGAAGUAAAACAGCAAGGCUAAUUUGUAAAGUGUUUUGCCCCUUAGGCUCAUGUGCUCACACCUCUCUACCUGUCCUCUUUCUAAUGUGGAAGCUUUUACUAAAGAUUGUAUUUUAAUAAAUAUGGCCUAACUUCUGUAUGUACUGGUUAAUGGAUUAUACCUACAUGGAUAAAGUUAUCACUUGAUGGUUCAAAAAUGGCUUGUCUCAUAUCAUCCAUGCAAGAAUGAAUUGUGGUCCUCAAACUGUUGAAUUGCUCGUGCGGAACCUGUAGCCUUCCUGAUGGUGCUGGACUACAAAUCCCAUCAUCCCAGACAAAUUGGCCCUAUUGCCAAGAGUGGGAGUCCCACAUGGGGUGAGCCACAGGCUCCCAUCCCUGGCUCCGGAAUUAUAUGCAGGAACCAGAUAGAGCAUCAAAGUGAGCUUCCAUGCAGUUAUGAGCGCCAUCACUAUAUGGUAGGGUGUCAAUGCCUGAUAUUACAGAUUUACCUCAUUCUGACCAGAACCUCCUGGGCCUUCCUGUGUGAUUAGCUGAUCAGUUUAGAUUUGCAGGGGGCUGUUCAGCUUUGGGCUAUGUAGACCAAUCCCUUGGAAUACUUGAGAGUUGCAUUUUCUUCAGGAUACCGAUCUAUUUUUCUGUUCCCAGUGCUUGUUAAUGGAGACAGCAGAAGUAUAAGUUGUAGGAGCCUCCUGUCUCUGCCUUACACUUGCACAUUCACGUCAGUUAUUACAGCUGGGCAAAGAAGUCUAAAAGGGCAUUUCAGUUGCAAAACUAGAAAAUAGGGGAGAAAUACAUUGAGCCCAAGUCCCUUGCUCUGAGAUAAGUGCCAUCAUUCUGUUUGCAGGUUUGCACCUGUAAUUUAACAUUGUGUCAUCAGCAAUUCUUGGGACAGAUAUUCCUAUAACUAUAAAAAGAACACCCCAAGGAGAAACACACAAGAGGGCAAUAUAUUGGUCAGUAAAGGUGACAUGGGGUGGGAACGUGCUUCGAAUCAUCUCUGUGGCAUGGUAAGGGCAGUACAUUACAUUAGAGCAGGUGCUUGCCCACAGGAGCUCACCCUCGUUUCUCCCCUUGCUGAAAUGAGACUUGAUAGAAGCAUUCUGUUGUAGCCAAUAUAAUAUAUUGCCAUGUGUGCCUGGUUUGGUGUGGGGUUUCUCCAGUUCAUCUCCAAAGGUGUCCAAGGGGCCCAAAAGUUUGGAGACUGCUACAUUACAUUUUAAAUAGCCAGCUUCUCAGUCUGACUUAGUAAUGGGGAUUGCACUACUAGUGCCUUGGUGCUAAUGGUCCUUGCCCCUCCAUCUCCAGAAUUCAAGUGUUACUUGUACAAUAUGUGUGGUUUCUCUUUGAGAGGCGAGAAAGAAUGUCUGAAGAUUCUCUCUUCUCAUGAAGGUGAAGGCACCCAGUUUUUCUGUGGAGCAGUUUCUUUCCAUUGCUCCCAAGAUUAAUCCCGCUCCUGUGCCUCUCUACCUGGGUCUGUUGUCAAGGUACACAAUGCAGUAACCAAGCAGGUCCGAGUCUGAACUACCUGGAUGGGAGACCUCCUGGGAACAUUAUGUAUGCUGCUUUGACCACAUGGGAGGAAACAUAUUUACGUGCUACUACAAAUGAAUUGGAUGCUCUAAUCUUUAAUGAUUGUAUCAGUCCUGUUCAGUGGGCUUUCUUUGUGCCAAACUCUGUUUCCAGGUGGUGUAAAGACAUUUGGCGGUGGAGUGGGCUUGAAUGAGAAGCUCAGGAACAUGAUAAUGAGACAAAGUUGCACCAGUUGUUUUGUCCCUUUUUGUGGUUUUUUUUUAUUUGCAGUUUCCCGAGACAAAAACAAAGUCGGAAUCAUUUUUACACUUACAAGGCUCAGAAAGAAAAGACAGUGAAAUGGCAAGAAAAAGAAAGGGAGAGUUUUAAGUCAGAAAGAGGAAAAGAUCCACCAGCAUUCAUGGGACAGACUAACAGCUCAGCUUUGCUUUUAGUUCUCAUAGAUAUAGAUAUAUAUAGAUUUUUUUUUCUCUUUAAAGGUCAUGCAAAAGAAAAUACAACCCCCCCUCCCCCAUCCAAAAAUACCCCCAGCAACGCACUUAGUUCCAUAGUAAACAAGGUGAACACCAAAGGGGAGGAGGCCCCGGUACAUUAAUGUUUUAAUAAUGAAACACCUGUUUCAACAUGCGGCUUGUAAUUUUUUUUUUCAUAUACAUGGAUGUAGAGACACUUCUCAUUUGUCUUCCACAGAAACCGUACAAGCAUUCUAGUACGUCCCCAUAUUUGAAUUCUCGCUUUCCUUGCAUGUUUAAUCCAGUACCCACCUCCCUGUUUCCAACCCCUCCCCUGGAAAAGAAAUGCAGAAAUAAAGGUGCUCUGAGAGAAAGGCAAUUC
Messenger RNA from Podarcis lilfordi (Lilford's wall lizard), 18290 nucleotides. The record is from the annotation of a GenBank genome assembly. Lineage: Eukaryota; Metazoa; Chordata; Lepidosauria; Squamata; Lacertidae.